Messenger RNA from Fibroporia radiculosa, 1455 nucleotides. RefSeq lists its product as uncharacterized. Gene Ontology annotation, molecular function: transmembrane transporter activity. Gene Ontology annotation, biological process: transmembrane transport. The transcript has 16 exons. The record is from RefSeq and is a predicted model, not a curated record. Bases 1 to 1455 code for a protein of 484 amino acids. NCBI's taxonomy places the organism in Eukaryota, Fungi, Basidiomycota, Agaricomycetes, Polyporales, Fibroporiaceae.
AUGACUUCCACUGAUGCACAGAAAGAUACAAGCGCCGUUGGGAUCGCAACGACAGCGCUAUACUCUAUUCUCCUGCCCAUCUCCGAUGAAACUGGCAUUCCACUCUCUACUCUAAAUGCGGGCACAGGCUAUACAUUCCUUUUCCUCGGUUGGGGUGGGCUAAUCAACCAACCUCUCGCAAUGACGUUCGGCAAGCGCGGCAUAUAUCUCAUCUCAAUGGUCGGCAGUAUCGGCAUGUGUUUGUGGGUGCCAUAUAUAAGGACCGACGGGCAAUGGAUCGCGAGCAAGAUCAUCCAGGGGUUCUUCUGCAACCCCGUAGAGUCUUUAUGUGAAGUAUCGAUUGGAGAUGUUUUCUUCGCGCACGAGCGAGGAACGUACAUCGGCAUCUAUACGCUCUUCCUCUUCGGCUCGAAUUUCUUCACACCCCUUAUCUCUGGAUUCAUCUAUGAUGGGCAGGGCUGGUCCUGGGUCAUGUACUGGUGUGCGAUCAUCAACUUCGGCUCACUGGUCAUUAUGUUCUUCUUCCUCGAGGAGAGCAACUACAAUCGCAAGACUAUUGAGUCCGCGAUUGUCGAAGAGGAAAAAAUCAAGUACGCGGACGACGGCAGCAGCGCGCGGCUCAACAACCUCGUCGGCGUCCCGCGCAGUUUCGUCUCGCGACUUGCGGUCUUUAACAGGCGUUUCUACGACAACAAGAUGCUCGUCCGUAUGAUGUACCGCCCACUCCUCCUCCUGCGCUUCCCCAUCAUCUUCUGGCAUUACGGUGGCUCUCUCAUAUGGUACAACGUGAUGAACGCGACCGCCUCGCUCAUUCUCAGCGGUGCGCCGUACAACUUCAAAGCGAGCUCUGUUGGGCUGAGUUACAUCGCCCCCAUGAUCGGUAUCUCCAUCGGGUGCGCUCCAUUCCUUGUCUCAUUCUCCCCUGCUCAUGCCAACUCUGCACACGAGCAGUCUCCGCAGAUUGUCCCUCACUCUAAGCUUAAGCUGAAUUGGGCGUCUAGCUCGAAUUUCUUUGCACCCCUUAUCUCUGGAUUCAUCUAUGACGGCCAGGGCUGGUCCUGGGUCAUGUACUGGUGUGCGAUCAUCAACUUCGGCUCGCUGGCCAUUCUGUUCUUCUUCCUCGAGGAGAGCAAUUACACUCGCGAGACUAUUGAGUCCGCGAUUGUCGAGGAGGAGAAAAUCAAGUACGCGGACGACAGCAGCAGCACGCGGCUCAACAACCUCGUCGGCGUCCCGAGCAGUUUCGUCUCGCGACUUGCGGUCUUUAGCAGGCGUUUCUACGACAACAAGAUGCUCGUCCGUAUGAUGUACCGCCCACUCCUCCUCCUGCGCUUCCCCAUCAUCUUCUGGCAUGUCACUACACAUUCCCGUCCAGAUUGGAGCAUUGUGCUGACGAGAGGUUUAACAGGGCGGGAUUCCAGUAUGGUAGCUGUCUCGUGUGGUACAACGUCAUGA